Monopterus albus (swamp eel) is the source of this 2107-nucleotide messenger RNA. RefSeq names its product stress-induced-phosphoprotein 1. Gene Ontology annotation, molecular function: RNA binding; protein binding; metal ion binding. The record is from RefSeq and is a predicted model, not a curated record. The transcript has 16 exons. Lineage: Eukaryota; Metazoa; Chordata; Actinopteri; Synbranchiformes; Synbranchidae. Bases 160 to 1710 code for a protein of 516 amino acids.
ACUAGGCGUCGCUCUCUGACAGGAAGUGGACUAAACCACCAAAGAUUCCCGGAGAUUUGAUACUGAUUGUCCCGAUGUCACAAAAGCGAUCAGCAAAAGACUAACUAUAAAUAUUUGUUAACAUUUUUUUUUAUCGGAUACUCGAGUCGAUAAUGCUGGAUGGUUACACUCAUGAAGUUCACCAGAGAUAUAUGCAGGCUGUUGGGAAUCGGGAGCGGCACCCAGGAGCAGGAGGAGCAGAUGGACUGUGGUACUUUAACCCCAGAGCCAAGUGAUGAUACCACUCUGUCACAGGAUGCAUUAAACGGAGAGGACGAUUUGAGUGAGGAAGAGAAGGUCAGACGGAAGGCAGAACGACGUAAAGCCAAGAGGAAGCGCCGUCGAAAACGUAAGAAACAGGAGCAGGUGAAGCAAAAUGAGAGCGCCAAACAGGGUGAUGAAGAUGAGGAUGGUGGUGCAGAGUCUGAGCUGGAUGAGAGUGAGUCUGAAGCAGAAGUUGGUGCCGAAGAGGAGCAACAACGACUGCAAAAAGAGGAUAAAAAGGAAGCAAAAUCAGCUGCCUCAUACGGGUACGCUGACACUCCAGUACUGGCUCCCUCAGGAAUCAAAGGACAUCUGAAGUGCCAAGCCAGAUCCACUGAAGAGGAGCCAGAGUGGGAUGUGUGCAGUGCCUUCGUUGCUAAUGCUGCUAGCCAUAUCAGACCCAAAGGAUCAAGUCGCAAGUCCAAAGAAAACAAGGAGAAUGAAGCCAGGAGAGAGACAAAUGGAACUGACAGCAUAACCAAGAAAAGCACAUCACUGACAGAAAAAGGGAUAAAGCUGGUGCAAGAGGGGCAGUAUGCACAAGCAGUUAGUAUGUUUACAGAAGCCAUCAAAUGUGAUCCAAAGGAUAACAGGUUCUUUGGGAAUCGUUCCUAUUGCUUUUACUGCUUGGAGCAGUACCCUCAAGCUCUGGCAGAUGCUGAACGCUCCAUUCAUUUAGCCCCAGACUGGCCGAAAGGAUACUUUCGCAAGGGCAGUGCUCUUAUGGGCAUGAAGCGAUACAGUGAAGCAGAGAAGGCCAUGGAGCAGGUGCUGAAGCUGGACAAAGACUGUGAGGAGGCUGUCACUGACCUCUUCAACUGUAAAGUGCUGCAGUUAAUGGAGCUUGGUUUUGAAGAACUGCAAAGUGUCCAGCUGCUGGAGAAAUAUUCAACUGUGCAGGCUGUUCUGGCAGCUUGCUCUGAUGCUGCCAGGACUGGGAGCCAAGAUCCAUCAGUUGUACAACCAGGAAGUCCUUGCCCAUCUCUGUGGGUAGGAAAUGUGACAACUGAGCUAACUGAGAAACACUUAUGGGACCUUUUUAAAAUGUACGGUGAGAUAGAGAGCAUCCGUGUGCUGCACGAGAGAUUCUGUGCCUUUGUUAACUUCAAAAAUGCAGACAUGGCAGCUCACGCCAUGGAGAAACUAAAUGGUUAUUGUGUUGAGAACACGCGUUUAGUGGUGCGCUAUCCUGACCGUCGUACUCAGAGGGUCCCUCCCAUUUUACUUAAGAGCUGUCCACCUGUUAGCCAGCAGGCAGGGGCAGCUGCUGGACCUCGACGACGCGGCCCGGUGAACGGAGAUGAGUGUUACUUCUGGAGAACUACCGGCUGCCAUUUUGGGGACAAAUGUCGCUACAAACACAUUCCUGAACAGAAAGGCAAGGACAGGAAGCCAUGGCAGCCUUGACCUCAGUGUGCAGGAAGCUGGGAUGCACAGACUGAGCCAAAGAAGCCUGUACUUACUGGACCAGGUUCUCUGGCAGAAUUACUGUGGCAGAAGGGACGAGAGUAGUCAAAGGAUCUGAGCCAUUAGUCAGGCUUUAAUGCUGGGAUAGUCACAUGUGCCACAAAGGACUGGGAGUAUGAAGCUUUUUAUUUUCAUCCGAAGACUAUACUGAAUGAUAUUGUACAACAUUAACCAGAAGGGAGCAACAAAGUCACCUGGUGUAUGUGUAUUCUUUGUGUUGGAUGAAAAUCUUAAUAUUUGCAGCCCCUCAUGACACAUGGUGACUUGUCUCCUAACCUCCCAGGCCUUCACCAUAAGGAGGAAGUGAAACUGCCUUGGUUCACAGUUGGGGGGGGGG